Venustampulla echinocandica is the source of this 498-nucleotide messenger RNA. RefSeq lists its product as uncharacterized. The record is from RefSeq and is a predicted model, not a curated record. The coding region runs from base 1 to 498 and encodes 165 amino acids. NCBI's taxonomy places the organism in Eukaryota, Fungi, Ascomycota, Leotiomycetes, Helotiales, Pleuroascaceae. The transcript has 2 exons.
AUGGCUGUGGCGGAAGCUAUGAUUAUAUACUUCUGCAUGCUCAGUUUAUUCGCAAAUGCGGCGAUCACGAAAGAUAACACCCUGUUCUCUAUGGGUGAUCUCAAUUUUGUCGCGGUGGUCAUUGUCAUCAGCAUGAAGCUGCAAAUCAUCGAGAUGCACAACAAGUCGAUCGUCGCGGGGCUUUCAGUCUUCCUCUCUGCCGGCGCAGUUUUUCUGUGGAAUAUUGUGCUUGCUGCAGUCUAUCCACCGAUAUCUAUGUACAAAGCAUGUGGAGGCUUUUUCAACGGGUUCGGACAAAAUCCAACAUGGUGGAUGACGCUGGUUUUCAUUGUUGCCUGUGUAUAUAUACUCGAAUUCAGCGUCAGCGCAUUCAGAAAGGCAUUUCUCCCAACAGAUACAGAUGUCUUUCAAGAGCUCGAACGGGACCAGGCUUACAAAGAGCCGUUCGAAGCAGCUGCUGUGCCUGGAUCGCGGCAAAGGUGGGAGAUAUAUAUCUAG